Messenger RNA from Penaeus indicus, 438 nucleotides. RefSeq names its product pro-resilin-like. Lineage: Eukaryota; Metazoa; Arthropoda; Malacostraca; Decapoda; Penaeidae. The transcript has 3 exons. Bases 1 to 438 code for a protein of 145 amino acids. Gene Ontology annotation, cellular component: extracellular matrix. The record is from RefSeq and is a predicted model, not a curated record.
AUGACCCCCGCGUUGGACAUCACUUGUACCUCAUCCUUGGCUAUGGGUCCGAUGGUAGAGAUCCUAAUCCUGAUGCUGCUGAGUCACGCCCGCUCUCAAACCUGGACCCUUCCAUCCUACAGGAUUCAUGGCCCGCCUCGCGAUGUGGAGUAUGUUCGAAACGUUCCACACACCCAGUACCAGUACUUCUAUCAAGUCCGCGAUGAUACAAGUGGCGUCGACUUCGGGCACCAGGAGUCACGCAAAGGCCACCACACCCAGGGAUCCUACCACGUGCGGCUGCCCGACGGACGCUUACAGAGAGUCGCCUACACAGUGACCGGCGAUUCCGGUUUCCGUGCGAGGGUGUUCUACGAAGAUGCGGCUAAAUACCACAGUUCGGAGACUGGUGUUAAUGCAGUCACUUCUUCUUAUGAUCUUAUUCCCUCAUUAUCUUAG